AUGUUCCGCCCGAGCGGAAGUGGCUUCCGCCAGAAGCUAGUGGGCUUCACUCUGAAGGGUGCUCUCUAUGGGUCAUGGAUCCUGGGCAUAUUUCCCUUCACCUACGACAGCUGGACGCGGAAAUUGCAUCGUUCCAAGUGGUUAAUUGCGUAUGGCCUCGUCCUGACCACAGUCCUUGUUGCGCUGGUGUGGACAAACGAUACGGAGACCGAGACUCCGAUGAGGAUGGAAGUGUUCCAUAGAAACCCACUUGCCGAGCAGGUCAAUGGUAUUCACGAUAUCCAGAGUCUUUUUACGGUGGCCUUUAUACUGCUUAGAGGCUACUGGAAGAGCGGCGAUAUAGAGAGGAUAUUUAAUGAGCUGCUGGACCUCCAACAUCGCCACUUUCGACACUAUCCGUUGGAGGACUGCUGCAGCUUCGAUAGAUUUGUGGUAUACAAAGGCGUCUCUGUGGCGGUAGAGUUUAUAUCCAUGGUGAUUUUGGAGCUGGGCAUGUCACCGAAUUUCAGUCAGCAGCUUUUGGUAGGAGUCACCAGCUUGUGUCUGAUGCUACUCGGCGUCCUUCUGGGUGCUUCACACUUUCACUUGGCUGUGGUCUUUAUCUACCGAUAUGUAUGGAUCAUUAACAGGGAUCUGUUGAGGCUGGCCAAUGAGUUGGCUGAUGGAAAAGAGGUGUCAUCGGAUCGAGUGGAUUACCUGCUCGGCUUGUAUCAUCGCCUGCUGAACAUCAAUACGCGCCUGUCGGACAUCUACGACUAUCAAAUGGUUUUGGUAAUGGCCAGUUUUCUGAUUGCCAAUGUUAUGGGCAUCUACUUUUUCAUCAUCUACACCAUCAGCCUGCACAAGGACUGGGAUUAUAUGAUACUAUUUGUGAUACCCCAGGCCAUGAUCAUUAAUAUGUUCGACUUUUGCCUCAGCAUUGCUGUCUGUGAUUUGGCUGAACGAACUGGCAGGCAAACGUCUACCAUUCUUAAGUUAUUCAAUGACAUAGAGAAGCUUGAUAAAAAAUUGGAUAGAAGUAUUACCGAAUUCGCCCUUUUCUGCAGUCAUCGGCGCCUAAAAUUCCGUCAUUGUGGCUUAUUUUAUGUGAAUUACGAGAUGGGAUUCCGCAUGGCCAUCACCAGCUUCCUGUACCUGCUUUUCCUGAUUCAGUUUGAUUUUUGGAACCUGUGA
This is a messenger RNA of Drosophila kikkawai, 1173 nucleotides long. RefSeq names its product Gustatory receptor 22e (gene Gr22e). Lineage: Eukaryota; Metazoa; Arthropoda; Insecta; Diptera; Drosophilidae. Gene Ontology annotation, cellular component: neuronal cell body; dendrite; membrane. Gene Ontology annotation, biological process: male courtship behavior; chemosensory behavior; sensory perception of taste. The record is from RefSeq and is a predicted model, not a curated record. Gene Ontology annotation, molecular function: sweet taste receptor activity.